Molecule: messenger RNA, 3005 nt
Organism: Monodelphis domestica (gray short-tailed opossum)
Lineage: Eukaryota; Metazoa; Chordata; Mammalia; Didelphimorphia; Didelphidae
Source: RefSeq, a predicted model, not a curated record
CCCCACCCCCUUACCUCAGGCGCGAGCGUCCCUCCUACUUAACUGGAAAUUGGCUAGUUGGAGGCGGAGCCGGUGGCGUGAAGCAUCACGGGCCUGUGACGGUAGCCGCGGACCCUUUGAGCGGAGACUAUGGAGGUACAGGAGGAGGACCCAAAGGGAGAGGAGGAGGAGGAGGAGAAGUCUGAGAAGAUUGCUUCAUGGUUGAAAAAGAUUUUUGGUGAUCAGCCCAUUCCGAAAUAUGAAAUGAAUCCACGGACCACAGAUAUCUUGUAUCAUCUUUCAGAAUGUAACAGAGUACGAGACAGGGAUACCUCCUUGGUAAUAGAAGACUUGAAACAGAAGGCAAGAGAAUAUGAAUCAGAAGCCAGAUAUCUCCAAGAUCUUCUCUUGGAAAGUGUCAAUCUGUCCUUCACCAGUCUCUCUAGUAUCGGAAGCAGCUAUCUUAAUGCUUUGGUUGACAUUGCACUAGUGCUUGAAACAAAGGAUACCUCCCUAGCUAGUUUUAUCCCUGCAGUGAACAGUUUGACUGCUGAUCUUUUUCGUACCAAGAGCAGAAAUGAAGAAAUGGAGCAUGAAUUAAGCAAACUGGGAAAAAAUCUAACUGCAACUCUAAUGCUAGAAAAAUGUCUAAGAGAGGACCUCAAGAAGGCAGAGCUGCAUCUUUCCAUGGAAAAAGCCAAAGUUGAUAGUCGAAUUUCAAAUAUGGAUUUUCUAAAAGCCAAAUCUGAUGACCUCAGAUUAAGAAUCAAGAUUGCAGAGGAGCAACUUUCAGCUCGAGGGAUGGAUGCUUCUCUCUCUCAUCAAUCAUUAUUGACACUUUCAGAGAGGUGCAAGACUAUGGAAACAUUGUAUAUACUGUCAGACUCCAUGGAAGUGUUGAAACUGGCUGAACUCAAACAACAGACUGCACCUUUGAAGAAGAGAUUGGAAUCUUAUUUAGACUUAAUGCCGAAUCCUUCUCUUGCUCAAGUGAAAAUUGAAGAAGCCAAGCGAGAACUGAAUUCUGUGGAUGCUGAGCUCACAAUGAAGGUGGACAUGAUGGAAUUGUUACCAGAUCAAAGUAGGAUUUCAAGGACAGUAUUUUCUGAAGACUAGCCUGAGUACAGACAAGGCUUAUUACUAAUAACUCAAGCAAGAAGAUGAUUAUUGUGGGGCAAGAGAACUGAUCAAGGUAAACCUCUUCCCAUAACCUAGCCAAUGAAUUUAUAGAAAUUAAGGGGUAGUUAAAGGAGAUAUAAUGUUAACUUCCCUAAUGAAAUAAAAAGAAGUUAAAUCAAACUUGAUGGAAUUAGUAAGGAGCUAAUGAUUGGCCUUUAUAGUGUGUAUAAAAAUAUAUGUGUGUUUGUGUGUGUAUGUAUAUAUUUUAAACUUACCUUCCGUCUUAGAAUCAAUACUUGGUAUUGGUUCCAAGGCAGAAGGGCAGUAAGGACUAGGCAGUGGAGGUUAAGUGACUUGCCCAGGGUGACUCAGCUGGUAAGUAUCUGAGGCUAGAUUUGCAUCCAGGAUCUCAUGUCUCUAGGCCUUGCUCACUGAGCCACCCAGCUGCCCCCACCUCCCCCAUAGUAUUUUUAAAAGGAAGUCAUUAGGGAGUUGGUCAGGGCAUGAGACUUAAGCAGCUGUGUAAGAUGAGAGAGUUAAUCCUGGUCAUCAGCAGUUCUGCAGAGAGGACCAGGAGCUAACUACCUGUCCAUCAUAAGCAAGGACAUCCCCAAAAGAGAAAGGACCGCAGGACUUUACAGCAUGGACUUGUUAUUUCCUAAGCAUCUGUGUGGCAGACAUAGUAUCUUUGUAGGAGACUAUGCCCUAGGUUUAAGGGGGAAUGUUCUAUUACUCUUUUAUGCUAUGCUAUUUCAAUAAAUGCCUUUGUAUUUGUAUUCUCUAGUUGACUAUUGAAGAUGAUUAUUGGAAAUGAAGGCAUCUGUUUUUCACUCUUUUAUUUUGUAUUGGGGGGGGGGGUUAUAUGAGUAUUCUCUCACAACACUGACCAAUAUGGAAAUAUAUGUUUUGCAUGAUCAUACAUGUAUAACCCAGAUCAAAUUGCUUACCAGCUUGAGGAAGGAAAGAAAUGAGGGAAACAAUUUGGACCCAAAAUAUAUGUUGAAAAUUAUAAUUACAUAUAAUUAGCAAAAUACAAUAUUUUUUAAAAAGAAAGAAAAUGCAGGCACCUUUGGAAACUUGUGAGCUUUAGUUUUAGGAGUAUAGCUUCCAUAGGAGUACCAGAACGAAGGUUAUUACCUCUUAUGGGAUGCAGCCUGUGAGAGUAAGUUGAGGGGGUGGAGAAGAAAUAGCCAGAAGGGGUGCUAUAAUGGAAUCUCCCAAAAUGAACAAGAUACAAAAUAGCUCUGUUUUGUUUACCUCCCUUUUACUUUUUCAGUGAUAGUGGCUGAAAGGCAGAAAGAGAUACAGUGUCAAAUGUUAAUUUUUAUUUUCUUAGCAUUAACUGUUGAUAAUCUAAAUGUGAGAUAUUUGUCCAGUGGUCAGCGAAUUGGCAUACGCACCUGAAGGAACUGAGUCAUAUAGAUUUUGACAUUCUUUUUCUCAGCAUAAACAGAAAACCAAAAAAGAUGUUGAAGCUAAAUCUAGACAUGACUCACAGAUUCAUUGUGGAGUCAAAUAAAGGAAAUGGUGGAAUCGGUUCCAAUUUGCAUCCAGAAGUAACAAAAAAUAGAAUUUAAGGAGCGUUUGAUCAUCUUAUAUUUAGUAUUCACAAUGGGAAAUUUCAAAGACUUAUCAUAGAGAUCAUAUAGUCAUAGAUACAAAUCCAGUAGUGGUAUUGCUAGGUCAAAAGAUAUGUAUAGUUUUAUAACCCUUGGAACCUAGUUCCAUCUUGCUCUCCAGAAUGUUUGUAUCAGCCAUCUACAGCAUUAUAGUGAUUUGGUGCAUUGUCAGAGACACUUUCUAUCAUUUUCCCCCCCCCAAAAUUUGUUGAUUCCCUUCUAAUCUUGGUUGUGUUUGUUUUAUUUGUAUGUUUUUACUUUCUAAUUUAAUAAAAAUUAUCCAUUGCA